AUGACAUUCCAGUGUGGGGGCACCCUCAUUUCGAGUCGCUAUGUACUAACAGCAGCCCAUUGUAUUGACAGCACACUUUUCAAAGUCCGCUUGGGAGAGCAUACAAUAUCAACUACUGAAGAUUGCCAACGCUUGAGAGGAAGGCAACUCUGUGCACCUCCAGUUGAAGAUUUUGAAAUUGAACACGUUUUUGAACAUGAGAAUUACUCGAAGGAGAAAACCCUUAAUGAUAUAGCGCUUAUCAAGCUAAAGGGGUAUGCAGCAACCAAGUUACACAUAAAACCCAUCUGUUUACCCAUAACUCAGGAGCUGCAAGAAGAGCCCGAAACACUGACACAGUUUAUGCUAACAGGCUGGGGUAAAACUGAAGUUUCGCCGUAUUCUGAUAGUCUUCUGGAAUCGAUUGUACCCAAAGUACCCCGAGAAAAAUGCAAGCGUGCUUACAACAAAGAAUAUGACUCAUCUAUUAUUUGUGCUGGAGACUUUUCUGGAGAUGCUUGCAAUGGCGACUCUGGUGGUCCAUUGACCAAUGUGGAGUAUUUGCAUCAAAGACAAAGAUUUAUCCAGUAUGGAAUUGUCAGCGCUGGUUCAAGAUCCUGCGGUAGCGAACGUCCUGGUGUAUACACCAAUGUGAGUAAAUUUCUUUCAUGGAUCGCUCAAAAGAUGAACGAAUCGUGA
This is a messenger RNA of Drosophila busckii, 678 nucleotides long. Its product is annotated as serine protease grass-like. Gene Ontology annotation, biological process: proteolysis. NCBI's taxonomy places the organism in Eukaryota, Metazoa, Arthropoda, Insecta, Diptera, Drosophilidae. The record is from RefSeq and is a predicted model, not a curated record. The transcript is spliced from 4 exons. Gene Ontology annotation, molecular function: serine-type endopeptidase activity. Bases 1 to 678 code for a protein of 225 amino acids.